Cyprinodon tularosa is the source of this 1870-nucleotide messenger RNA. Its product is annotated as cbp/p300-interacting transactivator 3-like. NCBI's taxonomy places the organism in Eukaryota, Metazoa, Chordata, Actinopteri, Cyprinodontiformes, Cyprinodontidae. Gene Ontology annotation, cellular component: nucleus. Bases 171 to 842 code for a protein of 223 amino acids. The transcript has 2 exons. Gene Ontology annotation, biological process: regulation of DNA-templated transcription. The record is from RefSeq and is a predicted model, not a curated record.
CCCCCCCACAGUAUAUAAUGGCUGAGUGACCCAGAAAGCAAACAAACUCCUCUGAACAGAGAGGAAAGGUUGUUUGGAUUCCUAGCAGGGCUUCCUGUAGCCCGAGGAUCAGCGGAAGCAGCGCCUGAAGAACAGAUUCUCCUCCAUCCAUCAGGAAGGAGGUGAGGACCAUGGCUGAGCACAUGAUGAUGCCCAUGAGCUUCAGGAUGGGGAUGAACAGUCCUUCACAGAACAAUGGGCAGCCGGGCCUGCGGGGGCUGCAGAAUGGCCCCCUGUCUCACUACAGUAGGAACCCCCAGCACAACAAUGAGGCUGUGAUGAGACAGAGGCCAAACGUUAUGGGACAGGGGGGCCUGGGGGCCCCUGGAAGUGGCAUUGCCAUGGCACACCAUCAGCACCAGAUGUUGUAUACCAGCCAGGGUCCUCAGCAGCAACACCACCACCUGCAGUCCCAGCAGCAGCAGCAGCAGGGUGGACCCCCCCAGCAUUACCUUCCCAGCAGCCUCACAUCCCAGCAGCUCAUGGCCAGCCUGCAUCUACAGAAACUUAACACCCAGUACCACGGACACCCACUGGGAUCCCCCAGUGGCCACCACCUGCCCAAUGGAGCUCAGUACCGCAUGGGCUCAGCACAGCUGGCAGGCAUGCAGCACAUCGGUGGCCAUUUUGGACUAAAUGGAAUGGACAUGGAUCUAAUCGAUGAGGAGGUUCUGACUUCGCUGGUGUUGGAACUGGGCUUGGAUCGUGUUCAGGAGCUGCCGGAGCUCUUCCUGGGACAGAAUGAGUUUGACUUCAUGUCUGACUUUGUGUGCAAGCAGCAGUCCAGCUCAGUGAUCUGUUGAGGUGGUUUGUUUAAACCCCAAAGAGCACAGAAUAGCAGACAAUCUCUGCUUGGAUGUUUCUGUACAGGUCCGUGACACGCCAACCUUUGAACUGAGCUCCCCAUGAGCUAAACAGGGGGCAGGUUUCUCCCUCCCUGGAGCUGGUAAUGAGAAAAUAUGUCUCUUUAGGCCUAAAUGAAGCUUCCAGAUCACCAGGCCCAGUAUGUUAGCGCGGGUCUACCUUCCAUCGUACCAGCUCAUUUUACUGAAUGAGGACAUUUUCCUUUCCUUUUUUAAUUGGAUUUUGGAAGCUGGCUCUUCAAAAAUCCAGAAUCAAAGCAUAAAGCAGUGGAGAGAGUGGGAUCAAAUCUCUACAGAAUGUCUUUGGGUUCAAACUGAACAGUUUGGAGUUUGAUCUGGAAUUAAUUCUGAUGAAAUAAAGGAUGCAAUGAUAUUGAACCUGAUCAGCUGUGACCUUUACCCCCAGCCUCUCCAAAGCCCAGAAGGCCUUGUUUUCUCAUCAGUUCACUUUAUUUCUACAGUCUGUCCCAUCACUUUGUCUGUUUGUGCCAGCAGUCUAUGAAGUUAGACUGAAUUAAUGAUCUGGAUCAGUCCACUUAGAGGGAAGAAGAAACAUCAGCGUUUCAUUUAUUCUGAGAGAGUCAGACCCUCAGCAGAUAACAGGAAGGCUGGAUGGAGUAGAGAAAACAUUCAUCAUCUGUCAGCAAUGCUCUGAUUAAACUGCUCUUUCCUUCAGCCAAUUAAAUCAAUUUGUCAUUUCAUAAAUAAUAACAUUAAUGGCAUCGUGCUGACCGAGGAAAUAUUUAGAUAACUUCAGAAAUAUUUAGUACUGAAGAGAAUGAAGGGGCUUCAGCUCCUGGAUGUGGGAUGGUGAUCAGAGUAUCUUUCAGUUAAAUGGAUCUAAUGUGAUGCACUGAGUCUCUGUACUGAGUCUCUGCACUGAGUCUCUGCACUGAGUCUCUGAUUGACUCUCUGCACUGAGUCUCUGUACUGAGUCUCUGACUGACUCUCUGCACUGAGUCUCUGUA